AUGGCAGACUAUCACCACAUAACGCCUUCCCCUCCCUCUCCUCCCCCAAAGUAUACCCCGAAUAGGAUGCCGCUCAUCGCAACCGUAUCAUUAAUGGUCAUAUCCAUGGUCACAAUCGCCACCAGUAACGCACUCGUCAACCUCUUCCCCGUAGAAUCACCACCCACUACACCCACAUCCCCAGAGCCCGACCACUCCUCCUCCUCCUCAGCGGAGACUCGGGCCCACAGGCAAGACGCCCCUCCAGAGUCACAAGAACCAGAAGAAGAGUACUACGGUCUCUGGACCGCCUCCGAGCUCUCCCCCCUCUCUCAACCCCGUUCUCCCUACAACAGCCCCCCCGUCGUCCGUCUCCAGACUGAAGAAGGUCUCCCGAGCUACGGGCAGGCUGUGGCUACCCCGCCCCGGCUAGGCAGGAAAGGGAUGAGAGUGAUCUUACAGGGCGACGCUCCCCCGGAGUACGAGGAUGCCGUGAGGGCUUGUCCGAGCAGGCGGUGA
Molecule: messenger RNA, 498 nt
Organism: Dacryopinax primogenitus
Lineage: Eukaryota; Fungi; Basidiomycota; Dacrymycetes; Dacrymycetales; Dacrymycetaceae
Exons: 2
Coding region: 1-498 (165 amino acids)
Source: RefSeq, a predicted model, not a curated record